AUCCUCCUCUCAACACAAAAAUGGCAGCCCACAUCGGCAGAAUCAACCUCCUCCCCACCGCCAGGUCCCUCCCCACCGGCGUCCCUCUCGCCCGCGGCAUCGCCCUCAACGUCGCAGCCCCCGCCGAUCCCCACCACGCCCACGCAGCCGGCCCUAGGCCCGACGUCCCCGCCGCCUGGGCCUUCAAGUCUGGCGCCCGAGGCCACCUCGGCAGGACCAACGCCCUCCCCACAACAUCCUCUUUCCAACAACGAUUCAUCUCCACCACCCGCUCCGUCCCUGCUGCCGCCGGCGCCUCUUCUGCCACCGGUGUCCCCGAUUUCAGCGAUUACCGUGCCAAGAACCCCAACACCACCAGGAAUGUCUCGUACUUUAUGGUCGGUGCCCUCGGUGCUUUGUCUGCCUCUGGUGCCAAGAGCACUGUUGUGGACGUUCUGAGUAACAUGGCGGCUUCUGCGGAUGUGUUGGCUUUGGCCAAGAUCGAGGUUGAGAUGGGUUCUAUUCCUGAAGGCAAGAACCUUAUCGUCAAGUGGCGAGGAAAGCCAGUUUUCAUCCGACACCGAACUCCUGACGAGAUCGAAGAGGCCAACGCGAUCGACGUCAAGACUUUGCGUGAUCCCGAGACCGAUGAGCAGAGGACGCAACGACAGGAAUGGCUUGUCAUGCUUGGUGUCUGCACACAUUUGGGUUGUGUCCCUAUUGGUGUGUUUCGUCCGUCUUUAAAUCUUGUACAUGCUGACGCCUCGCAGGUGAGGCUGGUGACUACGGAGGAUGGUUCUGCCCUUGUCACGGUUCCCACUACGACAUUUCCGGCCGAAUUCGACGAGGUCCUGCUCCUCUCAACCUCGAAAUCCCCGAGUACUCUUUCAACGACGACGACGAGAAGAUCCUCAUUGGUUAAGAUGAGAUCAUAGAGGGUAGAGGAGGGGGUAGAGAGAUGAGGUGCAUGUGGACGAUCGGUUCUGUUGGGUUUAUUGCGCUUGCAUGAACAUUUUUUUUAGCUCCAAUCAGGUGCGCGCGGCGUCUGCCAAAACGCGCCCCUGGGGUAUCUUUCGACCAAUCGGAGAGUUGGAAUAAGUAUGAGCGGAUCUUGAUCGUAUCAGAGUGAUUCUCGAUGCUCUGCAUGACGUCCGGUAGUUCUGUCCCCCGACCGAUCAUGGAAUCUGGGAUUGGUUUCCUGCGUC
Cryptococcus amylolentus CBS 6039 is the source of this 1184-nucleotide messenger RNA. Its product is annotated as cytochrome b-c1 complex subunit Rieske, mitochondrial. Gene Ontology annotation, cellular component: membrane. The coding region runs from base 21 to 914 and encodes 297 amino acids. Gene Ontology annotation, biological process: mitochondrial electron transport, ubiquinol to cytochrome c. NCBI's taxonomy places the organism in Eukaryota, Fungi, Basidiomycota, Tremellomycetes, Tremellales, Cryptococcaceae. Gene Ontology annotation, molecular function: quinol-cytochrome-c reductase activity; 2 iron, 2 sulfur cluster binding. The record is from RefSeq and is a predicted model, not a curated record. The transcript is spliced from 4 exons.